AUGAGUGUAGCAGUACACGAACUGCUCAAUCGAGCCCCUCCCAACACGCUUACCUCGCCGGGUGGAUUUCCUGUCGAUGUGGAGGUUCUCUCUAAAUUUCCUGCUGGAACAAAGAUCAUCUCGGCCGUGCCGUUCGGGACGUCGGCCUGGACUAUUACAGCCUGCCUGCAAGUCGAGUUGCCUGAAGGCUCCACAGAGCGUUAUUUUCUGAAAUGCGCCAGCGAAGACUCUGGUCGUGCUCUCAUGGAAGGCGAAUUCCACGCUAUGUCGGCACUCUACGCUGCUGCACCGGAAUUCGUCCCAAAACCUCACUCGUGGGGUGAGUUUCGCAGCAAGGAACCACGGACAUAUUUCUUUCUUUCUCAGUUCAUCGACAUGAGCGAUCGAGUCCCAGAACCGAACCAGCUUUGCAAAAAGCUCGCGCGCUUGCACCGUGACAGUGUCUCCCCUACCGGCAUGUUCGGUUUUCACAUCAACACUUGCCAGGGCCGCUCGUCCCAGGAAGUGGGCUGGGAUGCCAGCUGGACCGCAUGCUUUACCAAGAUGCUGACCCACGUCAUGCAGCUUGACGUGAAAACCAACGGGCAUUGGGCGGAGCUGGACCAAGUAGGACGCAGGAUUACGAGCCACGUCAUCCCAAGGCUGAUUGGCGCCGUCGAGUCUGAUGGAAGAAGCAUCAAGCCAUGCUUGAUUCACGCUGAUCUCUGGGAAGGUAACACAGGAACAUCGUACGAGACCGGCGACAUCUACAUCUUCGAUGCUGCAUCAUUCUAUGCUCACAACGAAAUGGAAAUCGGUGACUGGAGGUGCCCUUACAACAAGAUUCACAACAAGGUAUAUACCAGAACGUACCUGCGACAUUUUGGCCCAAGUGAGCCAAAGGAAGAAUGGGAUGACAGAAAUCGCAUGUAUUGCGUCUACUACAACGUCAUCUACUCUGUCAACCACAUGAGCCAGGGCAAAGCUGUGCGCCAGAGGAAGGUAUACAUGUAA
Molecule: messenger RNA, 993 nt
Organism: Lasiodiplodia theobromae
Lineage: Eukaryota; Fungi; Ascomycota; Dothideomycetes; Botryosphaeriales; Botryosphaeriaceae
Product: Vegetative incompatibility protein het-e-like protein
Exons: 1
Coding region: 1-993 (330 amino acids)
Source: RefSeq, a predicted model, not a curated record